This is a messenger RNA of Vespa mandarinia (Asian giant hornet), 2194 nucleotides long. It is a transcript of the gene spz4, whose product is annotated as Spaetzle domain-containing protein 4. NCBI's taxonomy places the organism in Eukaryota, Metazoa, Arthropoda, Insecta, Hymenoptera, Vespidae. The record is from RefSeq and is a predicted model, not a curated record. Gene Ontology annotation, biological process: innate immune response; central nervous system formation. Gene Ontology annotation, molecular function: growth factor activity; Toll binding. Gene Ontology annotation, cellular component: extracellular region.
AAAGCAUCCUCUUUGCACGCGGAGGUGCUGUCAUGUAGCCACGAGCCCCUCUACCCUUCGCGAGUACUCCGCGCGAAUACUCUUCGAGCUUUCUUCUCUAAUAUAUACACCUUUUUAUUUUAUUUUCUUCGUCAAAGUGCCGAUAAACUGUCAGUGAAACCGAUAGACGACAGUGGCCAUAAGCGGGACCGCGACGUUGAUUGUGUCGGGGCCCUCGCUCAUAAAGAAAGAAAAAAACAAAAAAAAAAAAAAAAAAAAAAAACAAAACAAAAAGAAAAACGAAAACAAAAAAAAUAGAAAAUAAAAAAAAACAAUAAAAUUAAAAUAAAUAAAACGUCGAAAACGACGUGCCCCAAACUAAGCGAGUUAUGAAAUUAAUCGCGUUUCUUCUUCUUCAGGUGAUCAGAGUGCAGCUAGUGAGAUGUCAAGGAAAUGGUGGUGGUGGUCCAAGUACUUUCGGAUACGACGCAUCAUCAGCGUGCAGCAAACCAUAUUCGCGUGCCGGACGUACAAUUGCAUUCGCAAUCGUUAAUCUUCCAUGUGACUUUCGCCGGCAGAGUUGGUGCACGAUCGCUGGUAGCUCCUAUCCCUGGCAUGCUGUACGUCGUUUUGUACAAGAAAAUCAAGGUCUGAUGAGACGUAUGUAUGGCGAUGAAAAAUAUAUAAACGUUUUGAAGGCAGAAUUUGAGAAGAACGACAUAGAAUUAAAGUAUGAUGAUUACUAUCAUCAUUUUUCCGAUGACUCUAGGGGAUAUCAAUACGAGGACGAAUUUGAUUCGAUAGAAGACGAAGAGAGGAUACUAAGAGUCGAUGGCGAAGAAUAUGGGGGUCGUAGUUUCACUAGUAGAUCCUUUAACGAUCCUACAACUAAGAGAUUUGGUAAAUUUCCAAAAUUGAACGAAUACACCAGAUUGAGAGCGACCGACGAUUCCUCCACUAGCACAACAACAAUGGUAACUUCUUCAGCGACGAGUACAACAACGUCAUCGACUACGAUAGUGUCUUCCAUGGGAUCUUCGACUACGCCGGUAACCUCGACUAUGGUUGCUUCAACAACAGCUUCAUCAUCUAGUGUUGAUGUUACUACAAAAGAAAUCGAUAGUACACAAUCCUCAGCUUCAACUACACUUAAAAGAGUGGACAACGAAGUCGAAGAAAAAAACGAAACAGUUAUACACACGCAGAUCGUUCGCGAGCAGAAUUUAAGCAUCAACGAGAUAUCCGGACAAGUUGAUAGAAUAGAUGAGAAGAUUGAUGAAAAAGUUGAAGACAAGUUGGAAGAGCCAACGGAACAAACGGAAGUACCAGAAUUGGACAUUGAGGAUGAUUCGAAUAUUGAGAGUUUGGAUGCGCCAACUUCGUCAACAGUUUUCACUAAAGAUUCCUUCGACGUAGGCAAAGAAACGACUAUUCACGAGACCUUUGUCAGUGAUGAUCAACAGAAAUUCAGACCGCGUCCAGAAUAUAGACCGUCGACGAGACCAGCAACGGUAAAUAUGGAAGGUCAGCUUUAUCAAGACGUUGCCGCGAAGGAUCAACAACAGGAACAACCUGUUUUGAAACUCCGUGGAGUAAAUGCUUGUCCUGUAAAAGAAGAAGUAGUAGCACCAUUUUGGGCUAAUAAUACUAGAGGCGAGGUACUUGCUCUCCUUAAUCUUUAUCCUUUUGAACAAUACGUCCAUUGGGAGAAGUGCACACACGAAAACAAGCAGAUGUACUGUAGGGAUGGAUGCAGAUGCGAACAGCAGUAUAGACUUCAUAGACUCUUAGCUUAUGAUCCCAAUAACGAGUGUCGUGGCAUAUUCAGCGAUUGGUUCAAGUUUCCAAGUUGUUGUGUUUGUCGCUGUUACGACUUGCCUCUUGAAUUUCGGGUUACGUCGCGAUCGCCUCGCACUCAAAAACAAAGGCUCAGGGUCCAGCCACCUCGUUCUAGAUUCUCCUAAUAUUAAAUGACAGAAAAUAUACAUAGUGAGCCACCGAAGAAAGUACACAACGAAAUUUAGGUACUGUAUAUUGUUUCACUUCAAAACCGAUUAUUACAACAAAUUAAACGUAAAAGACUGUUUUAAUAAGAAAAAUAAGAAAAAGUGAAGCAAUUUGUUUUGUUAGUUCACAUGAUGACGCACCCUGUAUAUAUAUAUAAUAUAUAUAUAUAUAUAUAUAUAUAUAUACACACAUAAUAUACCUAUAAAUG